AUGGUAUAUUCAAAAUCAUGUCUUGAUUUAAAUAUGGAUAUGGAAACAAAGUUAGAUGCAUGGCGUUCAUAUGAACAUAUUCGUAAACAUUAUGUUUUAGAAGGUGAUCAAUUACAUUGGUUAGCUAUUUCAUUAUAUGUAUCAUGUAGAAGAUAUAAACAUCUAACAACAAAUCAGAAUAAUCCAAUAUCAAUAUUACGUUUAUUAAAAAGUGUUAAUCAUUUAAAAUUAUUUGUUUCUUUUGAUAAAUUACAUAAAGAAAUCGAUCAAGUGUUGAACAUGUUUUUAAUAUAUGAUCAAUUAUAUUUGAAAAAUAUACAAAAAUAUUUAUUGAAAUAUUUGGUGGAAAUCAAUAUAAAAGAACAUCAAAUCAAAUAA
Messenger RNA from Rotaria sp. Silwood1, 378 nucleotides. Lineage: Eukaryota; Metazoa; Rotifera; Eurotatoria; Philodinida; Philodinidae. The record is from the annotation of a GenBank genome assembly.